Molecule: messenger RNA, 192 nt
Organism: Arabis nemorensis
Lineage: Eukaryota; Viridiplantae; Streptophyta; Magnoliopsida; Brassicales; Brassicaceae
Source: the annotation of a GenBank genome assembly
AUGACUCAACGAGAUGUUAUGUCUAGGAAUUUGAUGAUUGAUGGGUAUACGUCGAAUGGUUUAGCUGAGCAAGGACUGUAUGUGUUCGUGGAGAUGUUGGCUUCUGGAAUCGUGAGCAAUAGACAAAUACGAGUUGUGGAUAGCGUUCGGUGGACAAGACGGUGCCGUUCAGUGUUCGAGGAUAGCAUGUAA